CAUAGGUAGAUCACUCUACAAAAUUUUUUUUGAAAAUUUUGAAGCUGCAAACAAGUGCGUUAGCAAUCCCGACUUAAUUAAAAAUCAAAUGAGACCCUUUAUACCAAGAAGCUUGGUAGAAACAACUGGUGUUGCUAGACAAAUACCUCUUAACUUCACUGAGGAAGAAAUAAAAGAAAAUAUCAUUUCAGAUAUUCCUGUGACAGCUAUCUCAAGAAUUACCAGAAGAGAUCCCAAUGACAAAGAGAAGUUCAUUCCAACUCUCUCUGUGAAAAUAAGUUUUGAAGGCAACGAACUACCAGAAACCAUAGACAUUUUUUGCGUAAAAAUCAAAAUGGUUCACUACAUUCCUAGAGUUAGGCAUUGUUACAACUGCGGCAGACUAGGGCACACAAAAAUGGCCUGCAGAGCAGCCAACAGAUGCAUUAUCUGUGGCAAGGCAGAGGGCUGUAGUAGUAAAUGCAAUGAAACCACAAAUUCGUGCAUACUAUGCGGAGGGGAUAAUCACAAUUCACUCGAGAGCAGGAAAUGUUCAAAAUGGGCCAGAGAAAAACAGGUGGUCGAAAUUAUGACAAUAAAAAAAGUAUCUAAGUCUGAGGCGAUUGGGAUGUACAAUUUAAACAAUAAUAACCGUUUCUCAGCUCUAGAAAACUAUGAGGGAAAUUUUCCACAGUUAGAAGCAAAAAGUACAGCAAGAAUCAACAAUGAUGAAACAGUAAAUAGAAAACUCACUACAUAUAAAUACAAUUAUGUAGUUAGAAAUCAUCAAACCCACACAACAGCUACACCUAACCAUUCCAAAAUCUUGCCGAAAGCUACAACCAAAACACAACCCGUCUAUGAAAUGCCGAAUUGGUCCAAGGUCACAGAGAUUGAAAAGCUUGUAAAUCUCCUUAUAAAAAGGUACGACAUUGACGUUAAUGACCCCUUGGUUAACCUAAUUCGCAAUAUAGGCGCAGUACACAUUGAAGACAAAACUCCAAGUAACAAAGAUGACAAGUCCAAUAAAAAUAUUACAAUAUAACGUACAAAGCCUUAAAAGUAAUAAAAACUAUGUAGACUUCUUUAACACUAGUAAUAACAUUGAUAUAGUCUGCCUCCAGGAAAUUUUUUCGCAUGACAACCAUACAACUCAACACAAUUUAAUGAACUUCAACUUACUCAGAAAGACUAGAAUCGAUGGAUAUGGUGGCGUAGGAAUCGGAUUUAAAAAAGUACUUUUUCUUAACAAUCAUGAAAACGUUAUUAUAGCAGGAGACCUCAACGCUAGGCAUCAAGUGUGGGGAGACAGAAUAUGCAACACCAAAGGAAAAAUAGUUGUUGACGAAAUCAGGAACACCAAUCUACAGUGCAUCAACAGUGGAGCAAUCACUCACCGCACCGGUAACAGUGCAGGAACGGCAAUUGACAUAACUCUGACCAACAUUAACAGCAGUUACACAAAAUGGCACUGUCAACAAGUCCAUUUGGGAGGCAGUAAGCAUUUCCCCAUCAUCGUUGAGGUCACCAAUAGCAGC
Rhagoletis pomonella (apple maggot) is the source of this 1517-nucleotide messenger RNA. RefSeq lists its product as uncharacterized. The transcript is spliced from 2 exons. NCBI's taxonomy places the organism in Eukaryota, Metazoa, Arthropoda, Insecta, Diptera, Tephritidae. Gene Ontology annotation, molecular function: nucleic acid binding; zinc ion binding. Bases 89 to 1024 code for a protein of 311 amino acids. The record is from RefSeq and is a predicted model, not a curated record.